AUGUUGACUAGCCUCGCACUCAUAAUUCAUUUUCAUACGAAUGAAUUGCAUCUACAUUAUGAUAUGAUUGUUAUCAACAGCAGUCGAAUGGAGACAAUAAUUUUAUGCGGAGUGAAGAUUCACAAAUGUGCCAAUAAAGCAAACAGAACAGAACAGAAAAGUAGAAUAGCAGAGACGGAGAAUGAGAAGAAAAAGGCGAAAGAAUCCCAAGUGUGCGAGGGUGGAAACCCAAAUUUAACAUGCGAGAAAUUUAUUUUUAUGCCACAGUCGACGAAGAGAUGUUCAAAAGAUGAUAUGAAGAGAAAAAGGCAUAAAACUAAGAGGAAGAAAUUCUUCCAUGCGACACAAUAUCUCGGGAGUUAUGCUUGGCCUUGUAAGAAGAGGGUUAGGGAGAUAUCUACUGCGAAAAAGAGCAAUAUCAAGCUGUGGUGGGUGCUUAGAAAAAAGAAAAGAUAUCAGAGAUAUGCAGGACAUAACCAUAGGGGGAUCAAGAAAACGACAUCAGCAUACAUUGCGGUGAAGAAGUGA
Clunio marinus is the source of this 528-nucleotide messenger RNA. NCBI's taxonomy places the organism in Eukaryota, Metazoa, Arthropoda, Insecta, Diptera, Chironomidae. The record is from the annotation of a GenBank genome assembly.